AUGCCGCUCAGGAACACCGCUAUCAAGCUUCUGAAAAACUCUUCUUUUUGUCUUAAAGUUAACGGAAGAUGCUUUCUUUCUUUCUCUCACUUCUUUUCUUCUGUUCACUCUUUACGUUUUACAACCCUACCCUUCUCUCUUGUUUACUUCUUUCCAUCUUCCUUCCAUUCAUUCAUUCAUUUCUUUCUAUUCUUCCUUUCCCUUUUCCUUAACAUUUUUCUCUCUUUAAUUCUUCCUCUAUAUUUCUUAACUUUCUUCCUCCCUUCCUUAACUUUCAUUCUUGUCUUUUUUCUUCUUUUUAGAUUUCUUUCUCUCCUGACACCUCUUUCCUUAUGUUCAUCUAUCUUUAUUUCCUCCUCUUUAUUUCUAAACGUUUUUUUCUAUUCUUUCAUUAUUUCAGUUUUUUUUUUCUUUACUGGUUUUUCUGUUAAACUUUACAUUUUUUUUUCCAUUUUUUUUCUCGCCAUUUUUCUUUUUUUUUUAAACAGAAAUCGCUUUCUUUUUGUAUCAUUCUCGCGUCUACGCCUUCUUCGACCGUUUCUUGAGCUUCGCAAACCUCUGAGAGAAACAUUCAAAUUUAACAAACAAUUCUUUAUACGUGAAAAGGCUCUCUCAAAGUUUCUUGACACCUUUAUCUAUCUAUCUAUCUAUCUAUCUAUCUAUCUAUCUAUCUAUCUAUGUCAUGUGUGUCUUUUCUAG
Acanthosepion pharaonis is the source of this 699-nucleotide messenger RNA. The record is from the annotation of a GenBank genome assembly. NCBI's taxonomy places the organism in Eukaryota, Metazoa, Mollusca, Cephalopoda, Sepiida, Sepiidae.